Molecule: messenger RNA, 468 nt
Organism: Suillus subaureus
Lineage: Eukaryota; Fungi; Basidiomycota; Agaricomycetes; Boletales; Suillaceae
Product: kinase-like domain-containing protein
Exons: 1
Biological process (GO): peptidyl-serine phosphorylation; endocytosis; signal transduction
Cellular component (GO): nucleus; cytoplasm
Molecular function (GO): protein serine/threonine kinase activity; ATP binding
Source: RefSeq, a predicted model, not a curated record
CUUGAGUACAUCCACUCACAUGACUUUGUUCAUGGGGAUAUCAAACCACAUAACGUUUUGGUGGACAAUUCGAGGCAAACUGUCUACAUCAUUGACUUUGGUAUCACAAAGAAGUACUGGAACAAUGCAACAAAAUCCCACAUCCCAUUUCACCAAGGUCAACAUCUCACAGGCACCCCUGCCUUUGCUUCAAUCAAUAAUCACUUGGGAUUGGAGCCAGGUCGCCAUGAUAAUCUCGAAUCACUUGCUUACAUGUUGGUAUAUUUCUUGUGUGGCUCCCUUCCUUUGCUAAGUAGUGACCAUGAGAGGCUGUCCAGCUCCAUGAUACUCAAGCGCAAAGUGGAUACCACCAUUGCUGAUUUAUGUGGUGGAAUUCCUGCUACAUUCGCAAAUAUCCUCAUCUACUCACGCUCUCUCUCAUUCUCAGAGGAUCCUGAUUAUGACCAUCUUCAUUCUUUACUUCAUGAU